Molecule: messenger RNA, 1761 nt
Organism: Lithohypha guttulata
Lineage: Eukaryota; Fungi; Ascomycota; Eurotiomycetes; Chaetothyriales; Trichomeriaceae
Exons: 2
Coding region: 1-1761 (586 amino acids)
Source: RefSeq, a predicted model, not a curated record
AUGGAAGCCAGGAUUGUCCUCAAGAUUUUGGUUUACAAUCUACACUCGAGGUCGCCGAAGCCGAAGGAUAUCAGAGAUGAGCUCCGCACACGACGACAAGAUAGAGAGCGUCACGAGCGUGAGACAGAGCAACGUCAACAAGAAGACGCUGCUGCAGCUCAGGCUGAGGCAGAGGAGAUAGCAGAAGCAAUUGGACAGAUCGAAGAAUUUGAACGACAGGAAAGCAUCCGACUCGCUGAAGAGGAGAGGCGAAGACAAAUCGAGGAAGAACUAAUUCUCGCACGACUCGAAGAAGAAAGACUGCUUGCAGAGAUUGCUAGACGAGAAGCCGAGGAGGAAGCAGAGCGACAGCUUCUAGAAAUCUUAUUGCACUCGUCGAAAGAAGAAUUGGGCUCGAUGGCAGACAAACUGCAGCAGAUAAUUAACUUCCAGCGCGCGGCGCUCUCGUCGACUCACAUGCGGCGUGAGCGGGCUAUCACCAAUGAGCAACAAGCAAGGAUGCUAGAGAUCACCAAGGAGAAUAACAGAUUAUCAGCCUGGCUUGACCAGAACGUCAGAAGACGUCAAGAAGCUCUACACAACAGGCACAACCAAGAACGGGAGCAGAUGAUCCAGCAAGUUGAACAGGAAGAAGACGACUUAUUCAUGGAGAUGACAAUGUACCUCCGCGAUAAACCCAACAGAGCCCAAAGAGAAAGCAAGAUGAGAGAAACUUUUCAAAAACAACAACAAGAUAAGCAAGAACAGCUCAUUAACAAACACAAACAAGAACGUGACAAGCUCGCCACGGGAACAGAACAUGAAUACGAAGGGCUACGGAAGUCGGUGCAAACUAAGAUGGAACCGAUCGAAAUUCGUUCAAAGGCUACCCUGAGGACUCUCGGCAACCAGAUAGGAUGUGAUCGUCGAUGGUUCGAGGUCAUCAGCGAAAGACGAGUGCAGAUGCUCACAAAGCAUGAGCUGAUCGUGAUUGAACAGGUCGGUACGGGACAAGAGCCAAUUGGUCUGACUGAGGAUGUGGCAAGUGGACUUCAGCCUCUGCCACGAAUUGAUGACACUGACGAUGAAGACGACGGCCAGCCUGAGUCGUCAGGAUCGAGGUAUGGUUUUGUUGAUAGCGACGCCACACCGGCACAGCUUCCACCACAAGUCGUCGAGACAGAGGAUCUCUACGGUGCAUCUCAGGAUUUCUUCGAGCUUUCGGGCUCCUCCUCAUUCCGACCCACUACUACUUCCGCAACCACAAACGCCAGCCCGCCUCUUUCGAGAAACUCUCGAUCCGGAACGGUCUCAGACCGCAUCCCAGGCGCAUUCCCACCUUCAGAAGCAGGACCCAGCAAAACACCAACCUUGCCUAGAAACGCAUCCAAACACCACUCAUCUACCAUUCCAAAAUCCGCAGCAAUGUCCAUGUACGGCGUGAUGGCUAUGUCCUUCGUGGUACCAGAGCCAAGAGACUCCUUGCAGCGGUCUCUAUCCAACAUGCAAAGUCAAGGUAUCGCGUCCUUGACAGAUUCGAGCCAGCGAUUGAGCGCCACUACGACCGCUGCGUCAACAUCAAUCUCACGACCUUCGGCUAUCACUACAAACACAAUCUCAUUUGACACGGUGCCGACGGCUCAAGUGUCAGGCUCUUCGAAAGAGGAUACUCUGAAAGCCAAGAAGAGUUUCUUUGAACGGCUAGGAAGACGGAAGGAACUUUCAGAAGAUGAGAUUAGGCAAAGAAUGGUGCGUUGUGUUGGUGAUGGGAUGGGGAGCUGA